UUAUAUAACCACCUCAACCUGAUCAAACAUUUUGCUCACAACUACUAGAAAUUAACAAAGAACAAAGAAAGUAGAAAAACCACUCUUACAUAUUAAGGCUAUGGUCUUACUUCUGAAAGCACUAACCAUGAGUCCAAAGAAAGAAUCUCCUAUAGAUUUUGAAGCUUCACAAAAGAAUAGAAAAUGGGAAGAAUCACUUUCUAAUCAUGAAUUAUUUAAGGAUCAAAAACAUGAUCAAGGGAAAAGAAAAUCCAUCUUUGAUAUAGAACUUCACAUGAAAACACCUUUGCCUUCAGAUAAAUGGCAACAAUACCUCACUGUUCAGUCAGGGCAAAUACACUUGUGUAACACAAGGAUGAAUAUGAAAACACAAGAAUCAAAGAGAGAGUGGCCUUUACCUGAAAAAACAUCACUUGGUCAAAUAAGCUUAGACCUUGAGCUUAAUUUGACAUGUGAGUCAUUGAAGAAAAAAGAUGAAAGUAAUUAUGAGAAUUUUGAGAAGAAGAGGAAGAUUAAUCUAGUGAAUGAAUUAUCAAUUAGCAAGAGUAGUAAAAAUGAUUCAAAUGUUUUAAGUACUACUCCAUCAUGGUUAUCAUCAUCAAAUGGUGAUGAUGAUUACAAAGAAAUGAUUGCAACAGUUUGUAUGAAGUGUCACAUGUUGGUAAUGCUUUGCAAAUCAUCUCCUUCUUGUCCUAAUUGCAAAUUCAUGCAUCCACCACAAGAUCAGAACACUUCUAAAUUUUUGAAGGGAACAAGGUUUAGUUUCUUGUCAUAAUCAACAACAACCACUUCAAUUGGUCCAAUUAAUAAGCCUACUAUGUUAUCUUUUAUUUUUAUUUUAUAUAAAUAUAUUUAAAACAAAAGGAUGGUGUUUAAUCUACCUCUACCAAGUAGUUGUAAUUUGACUAUUAGAAUUAAUUAUGAGUGUCAAUGGGUGACUUAUUAGAAACUAACCUUGUGUAUCAUAAUCAUCAUAUCUAUAUAUAUAAAUCCUAGAUAGUUGUCCAAUUGACUAUCUAAACUCUAA
Molecule: messenger RNA, 1027 nt
Organism: Trifolium pratense (red clover)
Lineage: Eukaryota; Viridiplantae; Streptophyta; Magnoliopsida; Fabales; Fabaceae
Exons: 2
Coding region: 101-775 (224 amino acids)
Source: RefSeq, a predicted model, not a curated record